AUGUCUGUGCCCGACGUGCCCGUGGAAGUGUCCAAGGUGUUCGACACCAUUCUUGUGCUUGAUUUUGGCUCGCAGUACUCCCACCUCAUCACCAGAAGGUUGAGAGAGUUCAACGUGUACGCUGAGAUGUUGCCAUGCACCCAGAAGAUCAGCGAAUUGUCGUGGAAGCCCAAGGGUGUAAUCUUGUCGGGCGGUCCUUACUCCGUUUAUGCUGAAGACGCUCCUCACGUGGACCACGAUGUAUUCAAGCUUGAUGUCCCCAUCUUGGGCAUUUGCUAUGGUAUGCAAGAGUUGGCAUGGAUCAACGGUAAGGGCGUGGGCAGAGGCGACAAGAGAGAGUAUGGUCCAGCCACUUUGAACGUGGAGGACCAGGAAUGUCCUCUCUUUAAGGGCGUCGACCACUCUCAGGUGUGGAUGUCCCACGGUGACAAGUUGCACGCCUUGCCCACUGGGUUCAAGACUGUAGCCACGUCGGAGAAUUCUCCUUUCUGUGCCAUCCGUCACGAGAAAGACCCCAUUUUCGGUAUCCAGUUCCACCCCGAGGUGACCCACUCCGUCAACGGUAAGUUGGUUCUUAAGAACUUUGCCUUAGAUAUUUGUAAGGCUAACGCCAACUGGUCGAUGGAAAACUUCGUCGACACUGAGAUUGCCAGAAUUCAGAAGUUAGUUGGUCCUACCGCUGAGGUGAUUGGUGCCGUCUCUGGUGGUGUUGACUCCACUGUGGGCGCCAAGAUUAUGAAGGAGGCCAUUGGCGACCGUUUCCAUGCCAUUUACGUCGACAACGGUGUGAUGAGAAAGAACGAGACUGAGACUGUUUACAAGACCUUGACUGAAGGCUUGGGUAUCAACUUGACUGUCGUGGACGCCAGCGAGUUGUUCUUGAGCAGAUUGAAGGGUGUCACCGACCCUGAGAAGAAGAGAAAGAUCAUUGGCAAUACUUUCAUCCAUGUUUUCGAGGAUGAGGCCGCCAAGAUUAAGCCUGCUUCUGGCCAGUCCAUCGAGUUCUUGUUGCAAGGUACCUUGUACCCUGAUGUGAUUGAGUCCAUCUCUUUCAAGGGUCCAUCUCAAACCAUUAAGACUCACCACAACGUCGGUGGCUUAUUGGAGGACAUGAAACUCAAGUUGAUUGAGCCAUUGAGAGAGUUGUUUAAGGACGAAGUUCGUCAUUUGGGUGAACUCUUGGGUGUUCCUCACGACCUUGUGUGGAGACACCCAUUCCCUGGUCCAGGACUCGCUAUCAGAGUUUUGGGUGAGGUCACGAAGGAGCAGGUUGCUAUUGCCAGAGAGGCCGACGCUAUCUUCAUCGAGGAAAUCAAGAAGGCUGGCUUGUACAAGCAGAUUUCCCAGGCUUUCGCUGCUCUUUUGCCUGUUAAGUCUGUAGGUGUCAUGGGUGACCAGAGAACUUACGAGCAAGUGAUUGCUUUGAGAGCCAUCGAAACAGUGGACUUCAUGACCGCUGACUGGUUUGUGUUUGAAGCCGCUUUCCUCAAGAAGGUCGCUUCUAGAAUCGUCAAUGAGGUUGACGGCGUAGCCCGUGUCACCUACGACAUCACCUCCAAGCCACCUGCCACUGUCGAGUGGGAAUAG
Candidozyma auris is the source of this 1587-nucleotide messenger RNA. RefSeq names its product GMP synthase (glutamine-hydrolyzing) (gene GUA1). The coding region runs from base 1 to 1587 and encodes 528 amino acids. NCBI's taxonomy places the organism in Eukaryota, Fungi, Ascomycota, Pichiomycetes, Serinales, Metschnikowiaceae. The record is from RefSeq and is a predicted model, not a curated record. Gene Ontology annotation, biological process: GMP biosynthetic process. Gene Ontology annotation, cellular component: cytosol. Gene Ontology annotation, molecular function: ATP binding; GMP synthase activity; GMP synthase (glutamine-hydrolyzing) activity. The transcript has a single exon.